AUGAAGGCAAUUCGAAUCACGAAAUACAACGAUCCCUACUAUGUGUCAGAGGUGCCAGUUCCUUGGCCCAAGCCUCAUCAAGUCCUGGUCCGUAUCAAGGCUGCGGGGUUUUGUCACACCGACCUGAUGGCUCUGAAUGGCGAGUUCAAUUCCCCUCUUCCAUUUAUUGGUUCUCACGAGCCAGCUGGAAUAUUGGAAGAAAUUGGCGCAGACGUACAUGGCUUCCAAAAAGGUGAUCGUGUUGGCUGCAUUAACUUCGAUAGCGUGUGCGGAAAAUGUCCGGAUUGUGAAGUUGGGCGCCCGAUCUACUGCGAUUCCCCGCUGAUGAAGGGCAUAACUACUGAUGGUGCCUGGGCCGAAUACAUGGUUGCAGAUGCUCGCUUCAUCGUGAAACUUCCAGAAAACAUGGACUUUAAAGUCGCCGCUCCUUUGAUGUGUGCCGGUAUUAGCAUCUACGGAGGAAUUUUGCGUGCUAAAGUCCCCAGAGGGGGAUCUAUUGGUAUUAUCGGAAUCGGAGGACUGGGUCACAUCGGAACUCAACUUGGGAAAUGCAUGGGAUAUAAAGUGGCUGCCGUUGAUGUCAAGCAAUCCGCCCUUGAUGCAGUGGCUUCAUAUAAGCAUAGCCCCGACAUACUGAUUUCAGCUCAUGAUUCUGUGGAAGAAUCUCUCAAAAAGAUCGAUGCGAUUGUUUCCUCGAAAUAUAGAGGUCUAGAUGCAACUGUUCUUGCCACGGACCACCCAGCGGCCUUUGAACUUGCCGCCGCAAUCACGCGAAAGCAUGGAACAAUGGUACUACUAGGACAACCAGAAAAGGGCAUCACUAUGUCUUAUCAUAAUAUUAUAUACAAAGAUAUUAAGCUCGUUGGCUCUUUAGUUGCAGAUACGGCUGAAGCCCAAGAGCUAUUGAACUUGUUUCAUCAGAACCAAUUGCACGUGGAGGUCAAGGAAUGGAAGCUCGAGGAGGCCGAACAGAUGCGACAGCAAUAUCUAGCUGGGAUAGGUACAGGGAAGAAUGUUAUUGUGCUGGAAUAA
Messenger RNA from Penicillium macrosclerotiorum, 1032 nucleotides. RefSeq names its product zinc-dependent alcohol dehydrogenase. NCBI's taxonomy places the organism in Eukaryota, Fungi, Ascomycota, Eurotiomycetes, Eurotiales, Aspergillaceae. The record is from RefSeq and is a predicted model, not a curated record. Gene Ontology annotation, molecular function: oxidoreductase activity. Bases 1 to 1032 code for a protein of 343 amino acids. The transcript has 4 exons.